Messenger RNA from Motacilla alba alba, 11896 nucleotides. RefSeq names its product synaptojanin 2 (gene SYNJ2). Gene Ontology annotation, cellular component: perinuclear region of cytoplasm; presynapse. The transcript has 24 exons. Lineage: Eukaryota; Metazoa; Chordata; Aves; Passeriformes; Motacillidae. Gene Ontology annotation, molecular function: phosphatidylinositol-4,5-bisphosphate 5-phosphatase activity; RNA binding. The coding region runs from base 8200 to 11865 and encodes 1221 amino acids. Gene Ontology annotation, biological process: synaptic vesicle endocytosis; brain development; phosphatidylinositol dephosphorylation. The record is from RefSeq and is a predicted model, not a curated record.
UUAAUUGGGGCAGAAUUUUCAAUGAGCAUUAAAGGAAAUCAGCAAGGUUUUUUUCAAGAAUAUUUAAAAUAUUAUUGUGUGGCAGAUCUGUUUGUUCUUGUCUGUUAAGCAUUUCUUUGCAAUCUGCUCUUUUUCUCUGUUUCUGACUUUUCCAUUCACAAAGACUUUUCAUUUUUUUCCUGACUGUGAAAGUCUGGCCAUUUGAUACUGUAGUGAAAUGUAGACAAGGGUUUUUAAACCAUUCAGGAAGGUGUCUAGCAAAGGUGCUGGGACCUCAUUUUUGACUAGUAAAGUUCACUGUCUAAUCAUCUUUCUCUAGUAAAGAAAAUGUUGAAAAAACAACAUCUUCUCAGAGUCAGCCAAAUUCCAGUUGAACUAAUUUUGGAGGAGACUGCUUUUAUAUGCCUUCUGGUUUGUGGGGGAUUCUCUCCAAUGUGAGGUGGUAUGACAGUUUUUAUACAUAUGUGGUAAAAGCCUCAUUUCCAGCUGAUGCUGAGACAAAUUAUGGGUGUGAAAUGCAUUCAGCAGGCUCCCUUGAUUGGCACAGCCAAACAAAACAACUGAAUCACUUGGUUUUAUUGCACAUGGUUUAGCUUGCUGCCUUGAAAUUCAGUAAAAAGCACUGGACCAUGGAGAAUCUGAAGUCUUCUGUGCCAACUGAAGUGAGUGCUUUCUUACUCAAGUACAAUCACCUUUUCCUUUUUGAACUGAAGUAGUAAUUACUAGCAGUCAGAACCGUCAAACAGAAAUGGAUCACUGUAUGAACAGAAUAGACAAAUGGCUGGUAGUUUUCAACAAAGAACAGGGGUUUGCUCCUAGAAUUUGGUUGUUUUCAGCAUCUUCUGGGCAUAUCUGCAGAACUGCAUAUGUGGUAUAGAUUGUGUAUGUAUGUGUCUUUCUAUGUAGGUGCAUGUACAAUGAAAGUAGAUUGCUUAUGUGAUGCUCAUAAGGGGAGCAUGAAACAGUGAGGGCAGCAUGGAGACACUUGAGCUGUGUCAUUGAAAGCCUGUGCCUGAUGGCUGGGGAAGACACCCCCUCUCAGAGGUGCCCACGCUUUUGUGGGCUGACAGCACUAGUAUUUCCUCACAGCAAUGUAGCAGCUCUCACCCAGUGAGCUCCUUCCUGUUAUCCCACUGCAUGAGCCAGGCAUGCCUUCAGGAACCUGUUUGUCCAAAAUCCAGCCAUGUUUGGGUACUUUCCACAUUUCCUCUAAGAUGUUGUCUUCCUAAUACAGCUUUAACCUUUUCACCUGUGUAGCACUACCUUAGAUUUGACAGUGCUUUGAUCCUCAGAGGAUGCCUGGAGGAGUUGCAGACUGGUAUUCCCCAGCCUGCUGGUGAGGCUUGAUUCCCAAGAGUUGCUCAGAGCAUGACCAAUGUUACACAUGUGACUUUCUGCCCAGUGGUCAGAGUUCUCUCUAGGCAGGUGACUUUUUGCUCAUGUCCCUCCUUUUCCUGGUUUGCCUGCAUUUUCAGUUUGGCUGGCAGUUUUCCACUUAGUGUUCAGGCUCCCACAAAUUCUGCUUGUUGAAUGUGAAGCUCUUCCCCUGCAGGGCUCAGUGCUCUAGUGUCAGCUUCCGAAUUCUUGCUAAUAAUUCUCUUGUGUGCCACUGCUCCAAAGCAACUGCAAGUCAAGUCUUGCAACAGAUACACCUUUCUAGAAAGUCUGUCAGUGCAUUGGGAGAUACAGCUAUGGCUGCUUACUGGAAAGUGGAAUUUUCCUCUGGAACCUGGGGAUAGAAGAAGGGAGAUCUUCAAUUUUAAGUGAUAUCUGGUACGUUCUGCUAUUUUAGUUGAGUAUCUUCUUAUGACUAUUAGUUACUGAGGAUUUGAAGAAUGUUCUCUUGGUGAAAUGUGAGGGAAAGAAAGUGUCAGAAAGAGUUGUCAGCUUUUUUUCAGUGAGUCUCACAUUUGUGACACUACACUUAGCAGUUGUCUUAUUAUGGGAAAUGCCUCUGCUAUCCUGCUCUCUAGGUGGGUCAGAAGUAACUCAUUUUAUUUUUAUAUAUUCCUGGAGUACGUCAUGUUACAAAUUAUUAGCAUGAAAAAUAAGGUGGCCUUUGCAUUCCUGCAGAAAACCUGAGGAUUGGCUCCUGGUGAGUGGCAAAACAGUACUUGAUUGCUGAUGCUUCCCUUAGCUGAGACUGGGUCAGGCUCUUCAUGGGAAUUGCUGUGCUUUGUUCCCAGUCAGCCAAAUGCUGAAGCGGGAAAACUGAAGGCUUUUGAAUGUUUUUUUCAACUGGAUAAGCAAAAGUGCAAGAGUGAAAUGGCUUUAGGGUGAAAGGCUUGAGUGGGUUCAACAUUAUAACAAGAGUCUGCUGUUUUAAAGGGUUGUUUGUUUUUGUUUGGUUUCAAAAACCAAAGAAAAGAAGGAAAAUAAGGUUGUUGUUACUAAUGGUGCUAAACACUAGUUUUACCAAGUUGCAUAUCCUAAGAAAGCAAAGUUGGGCUAACCACUGGGAUGCCUGAGAUCCAGUUCAAGCUGGCAUCCCCUUGCCAUUAGGAAGGAAGAGUCCAAGAAUAAACUCUCCCCUACUUUCAUAGUAAACGACUGACUAAUCUCCUGUGAGGUAAUAUCUUGGCAAAAUAACAUUUUGUUUCCAUUUGCUGGAGCCUGUACAGUAUAAUGGCAUGUUGGCUAUGUGCUUUCAUGGAUAAAUAGCACCCUAGGAUUCUGAAAACCCAGGACUUUUGCCUUCUUUGCAGGAAUUGCUUCUAACAUUUUUUCUGGUUUUAGAAGAGGGAGAAACAAUUAAUCUUAUCUCCAGGCAGCUCUUUUAUGCAUAGAUGGUAUGCUUUUGUCUCCCACUGAGUUAGCCUUGUGGCAUUUCAGCUCUGCAAUGAGUCAUUUUUUUGUGGGCUCACUUAACUGCUGUGAGUCAGUGUUUGGGAAGAAGGGGAAAAAAGUAGAAUAUCUUCACUUUUUAUUUAAAAAAAAGAAAAACUACUUAUACUAUAUCUUUAAGCUUUUUGAUCAUUCAGCUUAUGUCUCUAUGAAUAAAGAAGAAAGAAAAUAUUAUAAGAAACACUUAAGGAAAAAGAAAAUUAAAGGAAAAGAAGGCAAUCCCUUCAAUGUGUACUUUUAGAUUUGCUGACAAAUAUUUUGUAAUGGGAUGGUAGCCCUUUCUACUUGCAGUCCUUGCAGUAUUGCAGUUAAUUCUCAAGCAGCUUUUAAAUCAGUCUGUUUCUCAGUUGUAGCUUAAAUGUUUCCCUUCACCUUUUUUUCCUCCCCUAGUAAUCCUUUGAAGUUGAGACUGUGUUGCAUUUUUGUAAUUCUUUUCUUCUGAUAGCUCUGAGGAACUAAAAAUGCUUUCUUCAUUUAGUCUGUGUGCCUGUUACUGUUUGCAUUUCAGCUCUUCUCCCAGUUAUCCUCCAAAGAGUUAUGCUAAAAUCUUAGUAUGUGGAUUACAAGGAACAAUUCUUAUUAACCAAAGACAAAUAAAUUGUUUCAGUUUUUUCCGCUUUGUGGAAUUGUUCAGUAAAAAAAAAAAAACUGAAACCUUGAGAAAGCACUAAAAGGAAAUACCAUGAAUUUGAAUUAACCUUCCCUUUCUUCCAAUUUCAGAAAAAAUUGUCAGACAUGGAUUAAGGAAAAUGAUCCCUGUUUCACAAUAGGGACUGUGUUGGACUGCUAGACUGCGUUGGAUAGCUCUCCAGGAGAGGAAUGGAUGCAAUCAUGUGGUUGAUUUAUUUUCUGGAUCAAGUUUUAAUAUGACCCCAGGCAAGGCAAAAAGGAUUAUUUUGGCAAAUAUAUCCUUGGGUCCCAUGGUCUGUGCUAAAGGCACUCACAGAGAGGUGUGUUUAGGCCAUCUGCUGUCCACACUCUUUGUGUGGCAGAGCUGGGGAUCCCCCAAUAAGCUAUCUGAGUAUCCAUUUCAUCAGGGACUGUGUCUCUGUGUACCCCUUGAGUCUGUAGGGAAUUUUGCUAUUUGAAGUUGUGACCGGAUGAUUAUUAUUUCUAAUGAAGCUGGGUGAUGGAGAUUAGUGAAUAAAUUAUUCCAAGCAAUAAAUGGGCACAGCAUGCUGGGAUUAGAACACCACACAGAUGUUUGCUUCUUGCCCAGAAGCUUUUUAGCAGUACCUGUGCAUGAAGUUUGUUUACCAGGAAAGAUCCUUGGAUCGCAGGGGCAAGGUCUGGCCCUAUGCAACAGAAGAGAAAGAUUGAAAAAUGUCCCGUUGAACUGUCAGUACUAUCACCCUUGAUCCUGAGUUGGAGAAAGAGGCCACAAAGAGAGUCUAAGACCACAGAAGCUGAAAGAAAAACAUGGCAAAUUCUAACACCAGAGGUCAGAGGCCAAGUAAUCUAUUGUUAAGGCAAACAGGUCUUCCACAUGGGUUAGCUGUCCAGUUGCUACAGUGCUGUCUGAUGGGAACUUGGUCUGAAAGUUCAUUCAGCUGACUGGGUUGGAUUAUAGUAUGGGCCAGAACCCUUGAGAUUAAUGAAGUAGUCCUCAAGUGUUUUGAGGAUUUGGUAGGAAUGAACAUUCUCCCUGGGGUGCAUAGGCAGCAACUUGCUGUCAUUUUGGAUCUAAGACAAGAGAUAAAGACUCCACAAAGACAGAGAUUUAGCAGGAUGUAUGAAUCCUAAUGACCAAGUGUUGUCCAAAAAGUAACUGAUUGUUGUUGAACUUCUAGAGAAAAACUAGUAUGAUCUUCUUGUCCAUGAGAAAAAGAAAACAGGACAGGAAAAUGCUGGACAUAAGGCAUUUAACUUUUCUUUAAAUUUCUUGUCUUAAAGAACUGUUCAUCUUUUGUCUAGUACCUUAGAAUAAGGGAAAUGGCUCUGCUAGAGGACAGAGUAAUAAAGUCAAAACUAGAACAACGAAAAAGUGGGACAGAUAUGUGCUUGUAGAAAACAUAACAUUGUGCACAAAAACUGAUCAAGGCUGUGAAGAAUAUGAGAAAAGGAACUGUACUUGUCCAUGCAUAAACAACGAAGUUGGAAUAUUUUCUUUAGGAGUGUAAUUUCAAUCUAAAUAUAUUAUCACUGCUUAUUUAAGAUUUAGCAAAUAGGGUUUCUUACAGAGUAUGUGGCUGCUGAGAUUAUGUCCAUUCCUGAUCUGGAAAGUUGUCUUAGCCUUUAAAUCUGCUUUCUUACCAAAUCUGCUGGUAGGAAGUCUGUUGCCACUAAUAUUGUAAGAUCAAGAGAUGUGUACACUAAAAGGCAGUGUCAAGUGAUCACGGGUCAUGUUUCUUGGAGUGGUGAAUGAAGGAUAGUGGGUAUUACUGAAAUUGAUGAAAGAUUUGCACAGUUAUAAGGCUUAAUGAAAUGGUUAGAGUCUGUUUAGGAAGGAAUGACUGGCAGAAAAGUCAUUUUAAUGAGUCUCCUACUCAUUAAAAAAAUAUUAAGUCUUUUUCCAACUUGCUGGCAGCUUGAAAGAAAAUAAUUUUGGAUUCAUCUGGAUCAUGAGAAUGAGGUGAAAGGAUUGUGAAAGACCAGAGAAUUGCUCCAGAAAACAGAAUGAUGAGCCCUGUAAGUGAACAGGAGAAAGAAGAGUACUUUCCUGUGAAUGACUGCGUUGGAGAGGCUGUGCUCCCAGUUCAAAAACAUAAUCUGAUUUCUAAAAGCUGCAUGGCAACAUACAUAAAAAAUGUCAUUUUCUUUAAAAUGCUUGGCCAUCGUAAAAGAAUUCUGUAUUAGAACUCAGCUUCACAGAGGAUUCCCCAGCCCAUCACAUCAAGGUUUAGGCAUCCUGUUUAGGUUACAGGAAUGAUCAAGUAGUUUGAAUAUUUUGGUUGUUGUUCAGUUCUCUAAAGGGACAGCUUAAUAGAGCAGAAAACAGAAGAGGUAAUGGGUCAAAACCAGUGAACAGAAAAUAUGAAUGGUACUGGUAACAAACAUCUGUUCACUCACUAACAAGUGGAAUUAGAGCAUCUGUUAAUGCAGAACUAAAUGUUUGGCCAGUAUUUUUCUUCUGUGUUUGGGAGGAAGAAGGUAGGUUAUAUAUUCGUGGUCUGUAACUGAGGAAAUACUUUCCAUUUAAACUGUGACUCAGAAGGAUGUUAAACUGCAGAUACUGAAUUAGAAUCACUAUCUGUUUAUCAGUGGGUCUAGAGAUUUGCAGCUGGAUGUCUAAAAGAGCUGGUCAAAGAAAUACUUGGGCUGUCAGUUUUGCAGUUAGGUGUGGAAACAGGGACUUCCCAGAAUACUGUAAAGAAAAUUGAUCCUCUGUAGCAAGCUGUUUGAGUGGCCACCUUAUACUUCAGGUAAAGCCUUGUCUGUAUUUGUCAUCAUUAGGUGUUUCAUUUCUACUCAGUAAUUGCCAAGAUGAUGAUUGUUGUCAAAUUUUAAGUAGGCCAGUCCUGAAUCUUUUUUUGGACAGAUUCAGGUUCUGAUGUUCAUUUAGUAUUAGUCAGGAUAAUGCUGGGACUGUAGUAGUGCUAUUAAUUUGCUUUAUCUUGGAGUGAGCUUCUUUGGGUCCGUGGCUGUGAGUGAAAAGAUGAUUCAGUUUGUAGAAGUCUCUGACUCAUCUUGGCACAACCUAUCUCAGGGAGAAUGUGAUAAAGAGGAAGAAGGUGGGGCUGCUUAUUCCUCUUGUAGUCCAGCUGCAGGAGGAAUGAUCUCUUCUGAGCACAAAUGUACAAAGAAAAGGCACACUAGUGUGUUGCCAUCUAAAUUAGCUCCUGCACUCAGGUGCCAAUAAUGUUCAGAAAACUUUACUGGGAGAGCAUGUUUUAGAGCCACAUUGCUCAAACUGUGACACAGGCCUUGCAAGAAAGCUUCUCUGAGCAACCCCUCUCUUGUAGAGGAUUGUGCUAGGAUGGAAUGUAACAGAGAAAAGGGUUCUUAGUGCUUUGGUGAGAGGUUAAAAAGAUGGAAAUAUAGUUUUGCACUAUGUCUGGGCUGGCUAUCUUUCUAGCACUGACAUUGGUCCAUGAUGAAGCCACUUAAAUCAUCUUAGUGAAAUGGAGACAGUUUCAAGUGCUCUGCAAAAAUAUGGUAAAUAGUAGAUAAAUGUUUUGUCAUCAAUUUUAUCUAAAUACCUCUUUUUCACACACAUUGCUCUAAAAAAAACUGUACAUUGAUAAUCCUUAUGAAGAUGAGAGGCCAAGGUCUGGCACUUUCCCUGAGCCAGCCAUUGGCCACAUCUAGUGGCAAAUCCAAAAUGACAAAACACUUUAAAGUUGUAGAGAAAUCCAUUUUCAUGUUCUAUUCUAUUUUCAGAGCUCCUAGCCAGCUGGCAGCAGCUGUGCCAAAUGAUAUGAUGUGGUGAGUGCAGCUACCUGGAUAACCUGGAUAUCAUUCCUCCCCAGGGCUUCGGAGCAGUCAUUGUCAUGCAUGAGAUAACGGAGAUGUGUAUCGUGUGUAUCAUGUAUCCUCCGUGGAGAGCAGCCAGGAUUCCACUGCUAAGUAUAGGCCAGGAGGAGCGAGCUGGGCUCUGCACAGUUGCUCUGUGGUCAUAUUCAAUCUGAAGAUAGUACCUUUUAUGCUAAGUUAACAUAAUGUAACACUUUGAUUGGCGACUGUGGAUGGGGGAAGGCAAAAUGGGAAAUCAGUCUUUGUUCUUCCUUCGUGUAGAUUUGACCCAAAAUCAGCUUGUUAACAGUGAUCUUGAGACCAAGGUAGAGUUUGAGGUCUGGUUGGGAAAAGGAGAAUUUGGAACCUCUUAUUGUAAGCCCCCUGGAAAAGAAGUAGAUCACAUUGCUGCUCACUGUACCUCAGGAUGGGCGUGGCAAAGCUGCUGGUUUCACCGAGUUUUAUUUGGAUUCUCUGACAAGGCACAGCAUGCAGUGAAAUAAGAAAUGGUAAAUACAGCAGGAGAUAAGCUUAUCCCCCACCUGACGUUACCCAUCAUCAGUCACAAGGAGCAAUGACAUUUUGCACAGUUGAGUUUUGUGAGAGGGAGAGCAGGCGAGCAUAUGCCUGGUCUUUCCGAGUGUCUCCACCAGUAGAUCAAAUCCAUCUUGAUUGUGGGUGAAAGAUGUGGUGGUGUAUUAAGUUUUCUCUUGUUUCUGGUGAGAAGUGAGUUGAAUCUGCUGUGAUGACAUGAAAGCAAAUACGUUGUGCUUUGUUCCACUGCCUGUGAGACUAUGGAAAAGAGGCUGAGCGACAAUUUACUUGGAUGAUGAUGUCUCUUCCUUUGUGCAGAUCAGAGGUUCUGUUCCACUGUUUUGGGAGCAAACGGGGCUUCAGGUUGGUUCCCGCCAUUUAAGGCUUAACAGAGGUCUGGAAGCCAAUGCACCUGCCUUUGACAGGCAUAUGAUGCUUCUGAAAGAGCAGUAUGGAAAACAAGUGAUCGUUAACCUAUUGGGAAGCAGAGGAGGAGAGGAGGUGCUCAACAGAGCUUUUAAGAAACUGCUAUGGGCUUCUUCCCAUGCGGAAGACAGUCCCAUGAUAAACUUUGACUACCACCAAUUUGCAAAAGGUGGGAAAACCGAGAAACUGGAAAAUUUGCUGAGGCCACAGCUGAAGUUGCACUGGGAAGACUUUGGAAUCUUCACAAAGGGCAAGCAUGUAAGUCCACGUCUGCAGACAGGUACUUUUCGAAUGAAUUGUUUGGACUGCCUGGAUCGUUCUAAUAGUGUACAGUCCUUCGUUGCACAGGAGAUACUGUUUGCUCAAUUAGAGAGCCUUGAUUUGAACUCUAAACCUAUAAUUGAACGCUUUGUGGAAUCCUACAAGGAGAUGUGGACUCUCAAUGGUCAAAAUCUGAGCAGAGUAUUCAGUGGCAGUCGUGCCCUUGAGGGGAAGAACAAGGUUGGGAAGCUCAAGGAUGGUGCCCGCUCUGUGUCUCGUACCAUCCAGUCAAAUUUCUUUGAUACAGUAAAGCAGGAAGCCAUUGAGUUGCUGCUCAUGGGUGACUUCUACCGUGAGGAAUAUGCAGACAAAGGCAAGAUGCUCAUGGACCAGACUGCACUGCUGGUAACUCCAAGUAUUUUGAAGGCAAUGUCAGAGCGUCAGUUUGAAUUCACGAGCUCCAAGCGUGUUCGUGUUGCCACGGGGACCUGGAAUGUGAAUGGGGGAAAGCAGUUUCGAAGCAACAUCCUUGGUACCAGUGAGCUGACAGACUGGCUGCUGGAUUCUCCCAAGCUCUCAGGAGUUUCAGAAUUUCAAGAUGAUGAUAACUGCCCUCCUGACAUAUUUGCAGUGGGAUUUGAAGAGAUGGUUGAAUUAAGUGCAGGGAACAUUGUGAAUGCCAGUACAACGAAUAGAAAAAUGUGGGGAGAGCAGCUUCAAAAAGCUAUUUCCAGGACUCAUCGCUACAUUCAGCUGACAUCAGCACAGCUUGUUGGUGUUUGUCUUUUCAUCUUUGUACGACCAUAUCAUGUCCCCUUCAUCAGGGAUGUAGCAAUAGACACCGUGAAGACAGGAAUGGGAGGAAAAGCUGGGAAUAAAGGGGCAGUGAGCAUUCGUUUUCAGUUCUAUAGCACCAGUUUCUGCUUUAUAUGCAGUCACUUGACUGCUGGGCAGACUCAGGUGAAAGAGAGGAAUGAAGAUUAUAAAGAAAUCACACAGAAACUCAGCUUCCCAAUGGGGCAGAACAUGUUCUCCCAUGACUAUGUCUUCUGGUGUGGUGAUUUUAACUAUCGCAUUGAUCUAACGUAUGAAGAAGUCUUUUAUUUUCUCAAACGUCAAGACUGGAAGACACUUUUGGAAUUUGAUCAACUACAGCAGCAAAAGUCCAGUGGAAAAAUUUUUAAAGACUUCCAUGAAGGGACUAUUAAUUUUGGACCAACAUACAAAUAUGACGUUGGCUCAGAGGCUUAUGAUACAAGUGAUAAGUGCAGAACCCCAGCGUGGACUGACAGAGUGCUUUGGUGGAGAAAGAAACUUCCCUUUGAAAAAACAGCUGGAGAGAUCAAUCUUCUGGACAGUGAUCUGAGUGCUGAUACUAAAAUCAGGCACACUUGGACCCCUGGAGCCUUGAUGUACUAUGGGAGAGCAGAGCUGCAAGCAUCUGACCACAGGCCGGUGUUAGCUAUUGUAGAAGUGGAAGUUCAGGAAGUUAAUGAAGCUGCCCGUGACAGUGUUUUCCGAGAAGUGUCAUCUUUCCAGGGACCACUGGAUGCCACAGUAGUGGUGAAUCUGCUAUCACCAACACCUGAAGAGAAAAAUGAAUUUCCUGAAGACUUGCGUACAGAGCUUAUGCAGAUGUUUGAGGAUUAUGGCACUGUUGUUCUGGUCAGGAUCUGUGGAGGUCAAAUGCUGGUGACAUUUGCAGACAGCAAGUCAGCUCUUCGUGUUAUGGAUAUAGAUGGUGCCAAAGUUAGAGGCAGAACAGUGAAGAUCCAGCCCAAGACUAAGGACUGGCUAAAGGGCCUUCAGGAGGAAAUUGCUCGAAAACGAGACAGCGUUGUCCCCAUGUCCCCUACGGCAAACUCCCACCUUCUGGAAGAAAAUUUUGACUUCUCAAGUUUGGACUAUGAGUCAGAAGGUGAUAUAGAGGAUGAAGAUGAUUAUUUAGAGGAUGCUCUGUGUCAACACCUAGCAGCAGGCACAGCAGAAGAUAUGUCAGAGCGUCCUGGACACUGUGCAUCCAUAGCUUUUUCAAACAAAUCUGGACAAACCCCCCGCCUGUAUAAAGAUGAUGCUGACCUGGCCGAUUUGAAGCGGGAGCUGGAGGCAAGUGGGGAACGCAGCCGCCGCAUUCCAAGCAGGUCUCUGUCCAUUCCUACCCAGCCUCGGCCACUUCAGCCACCACAGAGGCCUCCCCCUCCCGCUGGAACAUCAGGCAAAAAGUCCCCCUCAGAGGGUUCCCUCUCUCCAGGAAGCCAUUCCACCUGCUCCAUCCUGGCAACAGCAAAGCUGCUUCCCGGAGCCCCUCAGCAGCCACCCAAAGUCCGGACUGGAAUAAGCAAACCUUACAACGUCAAGCAGAUCAAAACCACCACAGCUGAGGAAGCAGAAGAAGCUAUUAGAUGUCUUAUGGAGGCCAAAGGAGGAGUACAGGAAGAUGCAGUAAAGCCUGUUCCAACCAGAAACCAAACUUCCUCCAAACCUGAGGCUCUUCCCAGCAUCACAAAGUCAGCUUCAUUUCAAGGGUCACAGGCAGGAGCAGUGCCUGUGCCUCAUCGUCCACCACCCAAAGUUCCAACUCCAAAGAAGCCAGUGCCCCUGCAAAGGACUGGAGCCAAGGGGGAAAAUGCCAUGUCUCCAGAAGACCAAUUCGACCAACAGACAGCACAGUCUCCUUUUGGCUUGCUAGACCCCCAUCUAGAAGCUGGAGCUAUUCUUAGACCAACCAAGAUCACGCCAGUCCCUAAACCCAGAACACAAACUGGGAAGCCUCAAGAGAGCAGGGGGAGCAGUGAGAGGCAGCCCCUGUCAGCAAGCACAGCUGAGGCCAUUCUAGUGCCUCCCCAGAAUGCUCCCUUUGCCCCAAAGGUGCCACCACGAAGAAAGAAGUCGGCUCCUGCAGCUUUUCAUCUCCAAGUUCUCCAGAGCAGUGACAGCCCCCUUUUUAGUGGGUCACUGUUCAACUCCAACAACAACAACCCUGGGUCCUUCCCCCAGACUCAUGGCCCUGCUCAUGUGGGUCCCACAGCCUCUGCUGGCCCAGCAAACAGCACAACUCAGCCCUUGGCACCAAGUGCUGCAGAACUGAUGGUGAAGCUCCAGGGCCCUUCUGCACCUGCAGGCCAGCAUCCACAACGACUGGAUACCAGCUCCCUUCCAGAGAACACCAAUCUUCUGGACCUGGACAUUCAUUCUUCCUUCCCUCUUUCCAUACAGGCACCAUCAGCUACUUCUCCAGCAGACGCUUUGGGAAAUUUAAAUCACCCCAAUCGGAAAGAGUUCAGUCACUGGGUUACAUUUAGUGAUGAUGAAGACAGCAGUGCAGUGGCAGAAGGGUUCAACAAACUGCCUGUCUUACAACAGAACAAAAACAACUUAAUGAAGACAAAUACUGAUUUAGAGUUGUAAAAUUUUACCCUCUUAGUGUUCCAAAAGAAAU